Arabis nemorensis is the source of this 381-nucleotide messenger RNA. NCBI's taxonomy places the organism in Eukaryota, Viridiplantae, Streptophyta, Magnoliopsida, Brassicales, Brassicaceae. The record is from the annotation of a GenBank genome assembly.
AUGAAGAUUCUUAACCAAAAUUCAAUCAGCUCGUUUUCUGCAUCCCCUUCUGGCGGUCUAUCCUUAAUGGAGGCUCAGACCAUGGCUCAUAUUCAUAAAGCCCGCAUCUCAAGAGAGGAUGAGGCGGAGUCUAGCUCGGUCGAGGAUCCGAGGUCUGAUCAAAACCCCGUUGAGACCGGGACUUCCAAGGCCGCUGGGUCUUCCAAACUCGGCGCAUCUUUCCCCCGGGGGCUCGGCGUAGCCGUGCGCGACCUUAUCGCGGCUCUGUUUGGACCGCUGGCGAAGAGAAUCCUGAUUCUUUUGGUUGUCGAUUUCGACUCCGAACAGACGGAAUCUUCCGGGGCCAGGCCUAGGUCGUCACAUAAAGUUUGUUCGUUUUAA